Molecule: messenger RNA, 993 nt
Organism: Necator americanus (New World hookworm)
Lineage: Eukaryota; Metazoa; Nematoda; Chromadorea; Rhabditida; Ancylostomatidae
Exons: 3
Coding region: 1-993 (330 amino acids)
Source: RefSeq, a predicted model, not a curated record
AUGAAGAUUCUGGAGGCAGCACAAAGAAGAACGAGUCUAAAGAAGUGCCGCAGAGAUCUCCGCGAAUAUAAUAUUCCACUAGCAGCCUUGCUGAGCGAAGACGGGACUCGCACGUCUUCUCGUCGUGAGAUGGAAAUCAUUACGGAAAGUCCACCACGGAUUCUCCCUUCGGAAGAACGAGUCGCUAUCAAGAGCAUGAAACCUGGCACAGCUCCCGCACCUGAUUUUAUAUCAGCAGACUUUCUUCGGGCUGAAAGAAAGGAUCUCAGACCAGUGGAAGACUUCGUUCUUAUCUAUAAAAAAAGUGACCGAGAGGACCUUCGGAACUACCGUCCGAUAUGUUUGCUGAGCGUGUUAUACAAAGUAUUCACCAAGAUCAUCCUCACACGCAUAUCUAGGACGGUGGAUGAAGCCCAGCCUCAAGAACAAGCUGGAUUCCGCCACGGGUUCAGCUGCUUGGACCACAUCCAGACCAUGUCGAGGGUCAUAGAGGUUUGCCGGGAAUACCGCCUGCCCUUUGUUCUAACCGUCGUCGACUAUGAGAAAGCCUUUGACAGCGUAGAAACGAAUGCAGUACUGUCAGCGCUGGUCGAUCAAAGUGUGAACGCGUCGUAUUUGAGGACAUUAGCCAGUUGCUACGAUCGAUGCACGACUAGGAUACAGCUUUUCCACCGCCCUCUCACCAUACCCAUUGGAAAGGGGGUACGACAAGGCAAUACUAUAUCGCUGAAGCUGUUCACGGCUGCAUUGCAAUGGAUAAUGGAAUCAAUUCCCUGGAAAGAAAGGGGCAUAUGUGUUGAUGGAAGAUUUCUCUCGAAGCAUUCUUUUCGCGGACGAGGAGUACAACAUGAAGGCUCCCAAAUCGUGGAAACUUCAUCAUACGUAUACCUCGGGCGUUCUAUGAACAUGGAAAACGACUUGAAGGGAGAACUGAAUAGAAGAAUGAGAGCAGCAUGGGCAGCAUUCGCAGCCGUCAGGGAAGCUACGGACUAA